Messenger RNA from Caenorhabditis angaria, 507 nucleotides. The record is from the annotation of a GenBank genome assembly. NCBI's taxonomy places the organism in Eukaryota, Metazoa, Nematoda, Chromadorea, Rhabditida, Rhabditidae.
AUGUCGAGAGGAACUAAAUCUACAAUGUCCUACAAGGAUAAAGCAAAUCUGAAAUUUGUGGAGCAAGAAGAGCCAGCGUUUAUCAAGGCGAUGAAAGCAAAAAUGGGAUAUAAGGAACCGGCAAAACUGGAGGAUAAAGUGAGUUUUUUGAAUGAAAAAUCUUGAUGAAAUCUAGUUUUUUUAUAGUUCGACGAUGAAGGUCCGUCAAAUUUCGACGACGAUGAAACAGAACUUUUGAGAAUGAAAGAAGAAGAUCGACCACAAGUUGUAGUUCUCAAUGAAUCGACUGAUUUGACGAAAGAGCAGUUGGAAAAAGAGCUGGAAGUUAUUCGAAAAGAGGAGGAUGAUCAGAAGAUUGCAGAGGGCAAGAUUACAUUCAAAAAACCAGUGAAAAGAUUGGCUGAAGGGGAAAAAGAAGAGGAUGAUAAAAAGAAGAAGAAAACGGUUAUUGCAGAGCCCAAGAAGACGCUAUUAUCAUUUGGGGAUGAUGAGGAGGAAGAUGAAUAA